GGCUGAGGCAGUUUUCUGUUCUCGUCUACUUUCUACCGUGCCGCGCGGGCCAACAGCCAACUUGUCCCGAAUUCCGAUCUCCCACGCGUCGUCCUUACCGCCGUCGACGAGGUUGGUGGACCGGAGGCCAUCGGCGGGCGCGCCAAACCUGCUUAACCCAACCACAAAGGCUAGGGUUGCGCUCCAGGCGCCGUCGGGGCUUGCGAUGGACGACAAUGCCGUGGGGGAGAAGCGCGUAUUGGAGACGGACGAUCAGCGAAGCCCGGGGGAGCCGCCGAGGAGGAAUUGGGGGGCGCGCAGGUCGGUGCCGAACAGGCGCCCGAUGCGGCCGCCGCGAAGGUGGGUGGUAGCGUCGAGAUCUUGGAUGACAGAGAAGGGGACGCGGCCGAGGGGGUUGUGCAGGCGCAGGAGGGUGGCGGCGAUGAGGUUGUGGAGGUCAGACAAAGGGACGCCGGUGGCGAUGAGGUGGUAUCUGAUGUGGCCUGGAAUGAGGCGACCAUGGAUCCAUCAGCAGGCUAUGAUCAACAGGAUGCUCGGAAUGGAGCAGCGCAGGGGAACGGGACGCCACCCUCAGCAGAAUCCCAUGAGGAUGCUGAUCUGUUUGUGGAGGUAGAGCAGCAGGAGCUGGCUGGUUCAGAUCAGAGCGAGGAGUUUUUUGACAAUGCCGAGGCUUCGGUGACUGAAGAAUCUGUUGCUGCUGAAUGCGAGGCAAUUGAGGAUGAUAGGCCUGCCGAGAUUGUUGUCGAGGAUGAUGCACACGAUGAGCAUCGGCAGCGCUUAGAGGAGCAAGCCAUGUUGAAAGCUAUCAGGCAGUGUGUGACAGAUGCUGCUCCUAGUACAGGACGCCAUGAGUUGUUACACCUUUCUCUUUAUAGCUUCUUCUCGGAGGUAGUGCCCUCUUGAGAAUGCAUAUACCGUUUUUACCUUUUUUGAAGACAUAUUAGCUCUACUGUGGUUUGGUGCAGUUUGAGUUAGCAAAUUUAUUUUCUAUAUCACUUGGAGUUCAGCUUUCUUAUUUUGGCUCAUGUGUAUUGUCUAUUGUGUGCAGAGAUAUGCAGGGAAAAUAUAUAUACGAUCAACAUGUAAGCCCGGAUUGAGGUUGAGAUUUGAUGAGUCACAAUGAGAUUUAUGUUCAAAUUUA
Hordeum vulgare subsp. vulgare (domesticated barley) is the source of this 1141-nucleotide messenger RNA. RefSeq lists its product as uncharacterized. The transcript is spliced from 2 exons. The coding region runs from base 206 to 613 and encodes 135 amino acids. Lineage: Eukaryota; Viridiplantae; Streptophyta; Magnoliopsida; Poales; Poaceae. The record is from RefSeq and is a predicted model, not a curated record.